Esox lucius (northern pike) is the source of this 3771-nucleotide messenger RNA. It is a transcript of the gene asb2a.1, whose product is annotated as ankyrin repeat and SOCS box containing 2a, tandem duplicate 1. Lineage: Eukaryota; Metazoa; Chordata; Actinopteri; Esociformes; Esocidae. The transcript has 10 exons. Gene Ontology annotation, molecular function: protein binding. Gene Ontology annotation, cellular component: nucleus; cytoplasm. Gene Ontology annotation, biological process: intracellular signal transduction. Bases 303 to 2279 code for a protein of 658 amino acids. The record is from RefSeq and is a predicted model, not a curated record.
CACUUGCUGUAUCACGGGCAUGUGAUGAAUACUACCAGGAGUUCCAGCCAUUUGUUUAUUUAGUGCUGACCUAAAAAGACUGGGUCAACUUCCCCAGAGCAAUCUGAUCUUGGAAGAAGGUAGACACAAAGUUGGCACACCACCCUAUCAUUUAAACCUCCAGAAAUAUCCCAGACGGCUGGAUGAGAAGCCCAGUCUCAGAAACCUUUUACUGACAGAGGAGUGGAGAAGUCUUGGGGGGAAGACUAACCAGAGAGGAAAUUGCUUUGGAAAGCUGUAAGAGCUGGGGAGAAAGAUCCAAUAUGGCAGUUGCCAACAUGUCCAUGCCUGGCUUGGCAGUAGACCCCAUCCUGGGUUUUGAUGACUACAGUCUCUACAGCAACCUGUCAGAUGAUGAGCUGAUGCAGCUGGCCAUUGAACGUAGCCUCAGUGAUGCCCACUACGCCAGUGCCCUGGGUGAAGCCAGCAACACCCCCACAGCUCCAGGAAGAAGUACAUUCGAGUACCGGACCAACCCACCUGCAACCAGACAGAACUCACCAACUCAUCCAAGGCAGGAACCAACCCAUAGGCCACCUACCGCCAACCCAACUGACGUGAAAGAGGAUAAUAUUGUGAAAGCCAUCCUGAAUGGUGAUGCGACCAAAGUAAGAGCUAUGAUUACAAAUACAGCGAAUAACAUACUGCAGCCUGACAAAUAUGGAUGGACCCUGUUGCAUGAGGCUGCAUAUUACGGCCAAGACCAGUGUGUCAGAAUUCUUCUGGGUGCUCAACCUGAAAUGAUAAACAAGUGUGACCUAAAAGGCCAGACGGCUCUCAUCUUGGCAGUGGGCAGGUGUAAGGUGGCCUGUGUGGAGGCGCUUCUGGAGAAAGGAGCUGAUCCAGAACUUGCAACCAAGGAGAGAGAGACCCCCCUCUACAAAGCCUGUGAAAAGGAGAAUGCCGACAUUGUGGCCAUGCUUCUGAACCAUGGUGUUGUGGUAAACAAACACUGCAUCCAGGGCUGGACGGCACUCCAGGAAGCUGUGAGCCGCAACAGAGUGGAGAUCUGUGAGAUGUUGGUCCAGGCCGGGGCUAACCUCAGCCCUACUAACAUCUACGGUAUCACGCCCCUGUUUACUGCAGCCCAGAGUGGACGUGUGGAAUCUCUUCGAUUUCUCAUUAAACAUGGUGCUGAUAUCAACAGUCAGGCAACUGAUGGGGCCACAGCUCUGUACGAGGCGGCUAAGAAUGGCCACGAGGAGAUUGUGGACCUUCUUCUUUUGCACAAUGCUGAUGCAAACAAAGCAUGCCAGAAUGGACUCCUCCCACUGCAUAUUGCAGCCCAGCGAGGAACUGAUGGAAAAACCCUGCUGACCUAUGACUUCUACAAUUUUGAAAAGUCAGUUAACAUUGUGUCCAUGCUCAUCAAUGCCACCAGCAAGACUAGAGUGAGGCGUAGUGGCAUUAGUCCUCUCCACCUAGCAGCAGAGCGCAACAGGAAUGAAGUUCUGAAGGUCCUGAUUGAAGCUGGCUACGACGUCAACGCCAUGCUGUCAGAGGAACGCUCCAAGAUGUACGAGGACCAUCGCAGGACAACACUCUACUUUGCCGUGGCCAACGGCAAUGUGGACGCAACCACCAUGCUUCUAGAAGCCGGAGCCAACCCCAACCUGGACACCUUCAACCCGCUACUGGUGGCAGCUAGGCAGGGUAGUAUUGAACUGGUCACUUUGCUGGUGAGACAUGGGGCCAACGUCAACGCCUAUGUCUCCACUCACCCCACCUCAUUCUCGGCCACUGUCAUGUUCAGUAUGAAGAACCUCUCCAUGCUGAAGUAUCUGAUGGACAACGGCUGUGAUGCCCACUCCUGUUUUAGUUGCACAUAUGGCAGUGGUCCACACCCAACCAUUCAGGAGACCACUGAGAGGGAUUUCCGCUACAGUACGGAUACACGCAGAAAUACCACGGAACCUGUUCAGUUCUGUGAGGUAAUGUCAACUCUGGUUAUGAGCUCCUGGGCAGGGCCCAUAAUUGACAUGCUUCUGGAUUAUGUUGGCCAUGUGAAACUCUGCUCCAGACUUACUGAACACCUAGAUAGGUCGGAAGAAUGGGAAAUCAUCAAACAAAAAGCAAAACCACCACGCCCACUGAUGCAGCUGUGCCGACUGAAGAUCCGCCAGCAGGUUGGAAUCCACAGGUUGAGGCGCAUCAACAAACUGCCCCUCCCACCACAACUAAUCAAGUACAUAAACCAUCACAGCACAACCCAAAGAAAAUGUGUGCGCAAUACAGUGUGACAUCAUAGCCCAGCAAGAGACGACAGAGGGAACGUUACAUAAAGUUGCUUGAUUUAACCCGUGUUUUGAAUAUUUUUACUGGUAUUUAAGCAGUACUGAAUAGAAUAUGGAAUACAGUACAAUAUAUGCAGCUACUGGUACAAAGUUGGUAACAAUUUUUAUUUAGGCUGAGGACAUUAAUAAUUUACUUUUAAAUUAUUUAACGACUAGGUUUUGACAAUUUAAAAACGAAUACUGUACAUGGUAAACUGGCAUUCAAAUAGUAACAACCAUUUGUAACUUUUAUGUUUUAGUGAGAGCAACUUUGGAAGCUAUAUUAUCUACAAAUGUGUGGAUGGAUUGAUAUCAAGUCCAUAGGAAAUGUAAUUUUGGGGCAUUAUAGGACCCUGUUAGUUGAACAAAUGUAGCUUAUGUUGGGACCUCCAUGUUUAUUACAAUUUGACUUCUGCCAAAGAGUAUAUGUAGCACCAUCAUCUCUGGAGAGAUUUAGACAAUGUGUACAAAGAUUGUGAGUACAGGAUAUCCAAUGUCUUUUUCUUGUAUUUAGGUAUAUUUUGCUUGUAUGCAAUAUAUUGAUUGAUAAGUAAUUGAUAUUACUUAUAAAUGUUAUACCAUUUGAUGUGCAAUAAUUGUUUAGCUACUGGUUUUCAUUUUUGGGGAUAAACAUAGGUGGUUAAUCAGAAUUUGUUUGAGUGUACUUGCACAUCAAUUAGAAAUCCUCAUGAGGGAGCCAUAGUUCUAAUGAUUAUGUCCUUGUUCUCACUCCAUGGAAGUGACAUUACUGACACUGCAUAAAAAGGCCUGUGUACGAGAGUGUCCUGACAAGUUCAAAUCUUUGUCAUGAUAAUCAGUAAAAGGCCAGUACGGAGAAGUCGUGAUUUAAAAAGAUUUAAAGCAGUUGUAACAAGUAAGCUCUGGACAUUUCUGGAUUCUCCUGGAUAUUUGUAUGCAAAUUAGCUCUUAACGCUUGUCUUUUAUUUUAACAGUUGCACUCUGCAGGCAACGGAAAGUAAAGAAAGUUGUAUACUUAAAGUAUAUCAUUUUGGAACCACUUUAAUUGUACUUUUGUACACUAAAUAGUAUUAUUGAGACAGUUCAGUGUGUUAAUGUGGAACUACUUAUUUCAAAUGUAUAUAUUAUAUUUAAAUACAUUCUGAGUACAUUUCAAGCAUUGGAUGAAUUUCCAAUAAUGUAUUAUAGAACAGCGUGUCCAUUUUAACACACUGAAAUAUAUUUAAACACUAUUUAAAAAACAUGUAGUGUACUAAAGUACAACAUAAGUGGUUCCAAAAGACUUACAUUUUCAGUUCACUACUUUUUCAUGUGGUCAUUUCAUAUGCGUAUCUUUCAUUGAGUUCCUUUAAAAGAAGAAAGUGAAUUGUGUUUGGGAGGACUGUGUCAGUAUGAAUGGGGUGAUCAUAUGACUGUUUUUCUCUUUUAAGAAUAAGGUGAUUGAUUUUGUCAUGAAAUAAACAUUAAGAAUUGUAUUAAU